Molecule: messenger RNA, 1393 nt
Organism: Pelodiscus sinensis (Chinese soft-shelled turtle)
Lineage: Eukaryota; Metazoa; Chordata; Testudines; Trionychidae
Source: RefSeq, a predicted model, not a curated record
AAUGGUGCUGCAGCAGCUCCAGUCCAACAGGAGCCUGCGCGGCUUCCAGGCGCCGUGGAACUCCACCGCCACCCGGAACGUCUCCUAUCGCUGCCUCGCCGGCUUCCCCCCAGCCAGGAAGAAGUUCCUCACGGUGGGGCUGUCGUCGGUCAAGCGGAAGCGAGGCAACUACCUCCUGUCCACACUGGGAUCCAUCUUCAAGCAGUCAACCCGCAAGGAGCUGAAGGAGAUGGUGGUGGUGGUGCACCUGGCAGACCCGGACUUGGAGUGGAACGCCAGGAUGGUGGGGGACAUUACUGCGCAAUUCGCUCCGCAGCUCCUUCGGGGCCAGCUGCUGGUUAUCCAUGCCCCUGAGGAGUUCUACCCGCCCCUGGAAGGCCUGAAGAGGAACUACAACGAUGCUGAGGACCGAGUGCACUUCAGAUCCAAGCAGAACGUGGACUACGCUUAUCUCCUCAGCUUCGCGGCCAACCUCUCCUCCUACUACCUCAUGAUCGAGGACGACGUGCAGUGCUCCAAGUCCUUCUUCACCUCCAUCCGGAAGGCUGUGGCGUCCCGGGAGGGCUCCUACUGGGUCAUGCUGGAGUUCUCCAAGCUGGGCUACAUUGGCAAGCUCUACCACUCCAGUGACCUGCCUCAGCUGGCCCAGUUCCUGCUGCUGUUCUACCAGGAAAUGCCUUGUGACUGGCUGCUGGGGCACUUCCGCCUGCUGCUCACCCAGAAGGAGGUGAUUCGCUUCAAGCCGUCCCUCUUCCAGCACAUCGGCCUCUACUCCUCCUUCCAGGGGAUGGCCAACCACCUGAAAGACGAUGACUUUGAGGUAGACUCCUUGGACCUGCCUGACAACCCUCCGGCGUCGAUGUUCACAGACAUGGACGUCUUUGAGGACUACCUGCCCAGCAAGGCCUACAGCACGAUGCCGGAGUACUUCUGGGGCAAAGCCCCGUCUGCCGGGAGACACUUCACCAUCGUGUUCCACCAGCCGGCCCGUAUUGCGCGGCUCCAGGUCCACACUGGCUCUGAGGCACGUCGCACCGACUACCUCCGCGCGGGGGCUGUCGAGCUGGGCAGCCGGCGUCUGGAGAGCGGCAAGGGCUGCUCUGCGUACACCCGCAUCGGCACCUUUGAGAAGGGACAGUUUGAGCAGAGGGGCUUGGAGAGGAGCGUGGCCUCCGCUCCGGAGUGCGUGCGGAUCCUCGUGACGGAGAGUCAGAGCGAAUGGCUGAUCAUCCGCAGCAUCAGCAUCUGGACCCAACCAAGCAACUAAGCGAGGCACGGGGACAGAGGCGUGGCUGGUGACUCGCACGGCAGGGAGCUCACCUCUUCUCAGGGGCAGCCACGCCCGCGUAGAACCUGUGCGCACAGUGCGGAGGGCAGCUCCGUCCGUGGCAGG